UAGAUCUGUCAGUUUUGUUGCGUUCACAGGCGAGGAGUCAACAUUCACGAUUCAUGACUCACUCUACUCAGGGAGCAACACAAUAUUACUAGAAAAUGUCCAUAUCGGAUCCUCUGAUCAAAGAACUGAAGGGACAUGUCUUGGAGGCAACAAAGGCUAGCUCAAAUGGAGCUAUUUUGGAUAUUCAUCCAUUUCUUCUUCCACUCUGCCAAGUCCUAGAGUCAAUUUUUCGUAAAGGCUUAAACAACAUUGUCCACUCCGCAUUUGGUAUCACAAGAAGAGAUUACUGGGCAUGGAUAGACAAGACAGCACAGACAUCAGCAGGUUUGCAAGGGAACUUCAAGAGAAUUGUGGAGGAAGUGUCCAGCAACCCAAGCAUAAAUACCCCUCAAGGCCGUGGCAGGCUAUUCAUUAGACAUGCUCUCAAAUCAAAAUGUCUUCAUGUGCCAGUUGAAACCAUUGUUCGUAUGAAGUGCAAUGAAGGUAUUUAUGAAGAAGACUCUAUCAUAGGAGAUGAGAUUUUAGGAGAGAUUUUUCUGAGUUUGCUGUAUCAGUGUUCCCACCUCCAUUUCGACCUUAAGUUGGAAAAUGCUUCCUUCCUGGAUGAGACAUGGCAACUCCCCCAAUACCAGGAAUAUGAAUUGGUGCCUUGCAUGGACCUGGGAGUCUAUCUUGGUCAUGUGAGUGGAAGGGCCGUUGUGGUCAAGGUGGAGGAUGGAAGCGUGGCAGCAGAAGAUAAUAAGAUUGAAGUAGGAGAUGUCAUAGAUGAAGCAUUUGGCAUUUGCAUUAAUGGGUGGCGAAGGGGGCGUGUUACAGCUCUUCUGCGGCAGAAGAGGGGGCUUCCAGUGACACUUAAGGUCAUUAAGGGUCACUAUCCUAAUGGAUCUGUCUUCCCUGGGGUAAUUCCACUCCUUCGACGCCUCCACCUCGAUGUGGAUAGUCUCCAAGAGCGGUUUAGGGAAGCUGCGCUUUCUGAGAGUCAGGAGACUUCUUUGACAGGCAGCCACAUAGG
Messenger RNA from Penaeus vannamei (Pacific white shrimp), 1012 nucleotides. The record is from RefSeq and is a predicted model, not a curated record. NCBI's taxonomy places the organism in Eukaryota, Metazoa, Arthropoda, Malacostraca, Decapoda, Penaeidae.